Molecule: messenger RNA, 2140 nt
Organism: Scylla paramamosain (green mud crab)
Lineage: Eukaryota; Metazoa; Arthropoda; Malacostraca; Decapoda; Portunidae
Gene: Dpck
Product: dephospho-CoA kinase-like
Exons: 6
Coding region: 250-942 (230 amino acids)
Biological process (GO): coenzyme A biosynthetic process
Molecular function (GO): dephospho-CoA kinase activity; ATP binding
Source: RefSeq, a predicted model, not a curated record
UGCCAGUCGCCACACAACACAGUCACUCCUAGCUGAGAGAGAAAGAGAGAGAGAGAGUGUACGUUGUAAUAUUCCCCGGUGGAAGACGAUGCUAUACAACCCGGCGCUGGAAAUACUGAAGAGCAAGAUAGACUCAUACAUUUGGUGAAACAGACGUAGAAACAUAAAUUAGUGCCGUAUUUAUUGUAAUAUCUGACGAUUUUAUUGACCACCUCCUGCCUUGCCGCGUGACCACAGGGGACGGGCACAAUGUUCCUGGUGGGCCUUACAGGGGGAAUUGCCUCGGGGAAGAGCACAGUUAGCACAAUGAUGAAGGAGAUGGGCGUGCCUGUGGUGGAUGCUGACCUCAUUGCACGUGAGGUGGUGGAGCCCGGCAAGAGAGCGUGGACCAAAAUACGGAAGGCGUUUGGGGAUGAGGUUUUCCACGAGUCAGGUGAGAUCAACAGGGAGCGGCUUGGGCAGGUGGUGUUCUCAGACAUGGAGAAAAGACGCACUAUCAAUAAGAUCACCCACCCAGAGAUUUACAGGGAGAUACAGUGGCAGGUUCUCCGGCAUCUGUGUAGAGGGGAGCAGUUUGUGAUCCUGGACCUUCCCUUGUUGUAUGAGAGCAACAAGUGCACCAACUACCUCUUCAAGACAAUCGUGGUCACCUGUGACGAUGAGCUACAACUGGAACGUUUGAUGGCCCGCAACACCUACACGGAGAAGGAGGCCAUCGCGCGCAUUGAAGCUCAGAUGCCACUCGAGAAGAAGUGCAAGAUGGCAAACUUUGUCAUUGAAAACUCCGGCACCAAAGACAACACGAGGAAGCAAGUGGAGGACAUCGUGAAGUACCUGAGGUCCUCGCGUCACCACCUGUACCUCCGGGUAGCGUGGGGGGGAGGCCUGGCUGUGGUGGUGGCGGUGGUGGUUGGCCUGCUUGUCUAUUUUUUCUUCUCUUGACUCCUGACUGUGUGUCGAGUCUUGCAGGGUUUUGUAGGGUCGUUUAGUGAAGUCGUGUUGUUCAUCAGUUUUAAUCAUGACUUGAAGGGUGUUAAGUGCAGGGUGACUCAAAAAUCAAUACCGUUUUUUUAUUUUUUUAGGUCACGUACAGAACUGUUUGUCACUUUGUUGGUUUUGUAAAUGAUGUAAGCUCCUUUCUGUCAGUUUUAAUUGUCACUUGAAAGGUGUGAUGUACAGGAUGACUCAAAAAUUAAUAGACCUUGUUUUUUUUUUUAGGUCAUGUACUGAUCUGUUUGUUAUUGGUUGUAUAAGUCAAGUAGUCUUUUCUUUUAGCUUGUGUGCGUUUGUUGUGUUAGUUAUCUCAGCUGUUGCAGUCUUGUAUAACUUGUUGAAUGUUGCAUUAUCUUCUCUGUGUCACAAAAUUAUCUCUUAUAAGCAUGUCAGAUUUCUAAGUCAUUUUCUUUCUAUUUUUCUUUAUCUUGUUUAUCUCAGGUUAUCAUUUUUUGCUGUGAGAGGCAUUCAUGUUGGCAGCAUUUCUUGUCUUUUGCUCUGCCGCUGUACAGUUUGUGUGUCUUCCAGUGUCAAUUUUUUUUUGUCCACUUGUUUUGUUUCAUCUAAUUAUUGUGAAAGUGAUGAUUUAUUCUUUUUUUGGGUGAUAUUUCUAAUGUCAGUUUUUUUUUUUCUCUCGUUUCAUCUAAUUAUUGUGAAAGUGAUGAUUUAUUAUUUUUUGGGUAGCAUUUUUUUUUUUUUUUUUUGUUUCAUUUACAUUCCUCAGAUUUGUUUUGGUCAUUUUUUUCUUUAAUUCCACUGCAGUUACCAUCCUUGUUUUCUUCAUUUUUUUUUUCCCCAGUUCAAUUAUCAUCCUCAUUUCCUUCAUUGUUUAUCUUUCAUUUUAUUUUAUUUUCCAGUAGUUUCCAUCCUUAUUUCCCUUACUUCUCUGAGUGUCUCUCUGGUAAUUUUUUUUUUCCAGUUCAAUCACCAUUUUUUCAUUCACCACAUUAGUGUUCCCAAUAGUACCUAUAGGAAAAACUUAUAUAGACCAACUGAGCUAUUUUUAACACUUCAAUGUAAAUAGUUUAAUUUUGUAAAGCCUUGAUCUGCCUUCAGUGUGGAGGAGAAGCAGGAGGAGGAGGAGGAGGGAGGUUGUUGGGGAGGUGUUGAGGUGUGUUGCUGUCGGUCAUAAAGCAAAACACCUUUA